Molecule: messenger RNA, 1026 nt
Organism: Panicum virgatum (switchgrass)
Lineage: Eukaryota; Viridiplantae; Streptophyta; Magnoliopsida; Poales; Poaceae
Product: BTB/POZ and MATH domain-containing protein 2-like
Exons: 1
Coding region: 1-1026 (341 amino acids)
Biological process (GO): protein ubiquitination
Molecular function (GO): protein binding
Source: RefSeq, a predicted model, not a curated record
AUGGCGGCCACCUCUGCCUCUCACGACGCUGCCGGCGUCGGCAUCACGGCAGCAGCGACGGUGGCGGCUGGGUCCCACGUGCUCGAGGUCGAGGGUUACUCCAAAACCAAGGCUGCAUUCCGCGUCGGCGAGUCUAUUGAAUCCGGCGAGUUCCAGGUCGGUGGCCACAGCUGGCUCUUCCGCUUCUACCCAUCCGGUGAGGAUGUGGGCGACGCUGACUGGGUCGUCGUGUUCCUCCGUCUCGAUUGUACUGCUUGUGCUUGCUGGCACCAGGAAAUCAAGGCAUGGUUCAGCUUCGCCCUGCUGUCGGGCCACGAUGGAGAGAGGGCUGAUGAAUCCAUGAUGACACGUCAGCACACCUUCGACCGCUGGAAACACCGGCGGACCGGCGGCGGCAAGUUCGUCGAGACGAAGCUGCUGGAGUCCCCGCGGUACCUGAAAGAUGGUAGCCUCCGGAUCAGGUGCGAUGUCACCGUCGUCAGAGAGUUCCGGCCAGAUCAGGCCACCACCGCCGUCCGGAUUCCCACGGCGCCAUCGCCGGAUCUGAGCCGGGACCUCGGCGGACUGCUCGCCGGCGGCCAGGUGGGAGGGGACGUGACGUUCGAGGUCGGCGGCGAGCUGUUCACCGCGCACAGGUGCGUGCUCGCCGCUCGGUCCUCGGUCCUCGCGGCGGAGCUCUUCGGCGCCCCGAGGAAUGACGGCGGCGGCGCUGCGUCGUCUCGCAUCCGCAUCGAUGACAUGGAGCCGGGAGUGUUCAAGGCGCUGCUCCGCUUCAUCUACACCGACGCCUCGCCGGAGAUGGAGGAAGGCUGCGACAAGGUCGGGAUGGCUCGGAGCCUGCUUGCGGCGGCGGAGAGGUACGACAUGGAGCGGCUCAAGUUGAUCUGCGCGGACAUGCUGUGCAGCUACGUCGACGCGAGCACGGCGGCGACGUCGCUGCAGCUGGCGAAGAAGCACGGCUGCCGCAGGCUCGAGGAAGCGUGCGUGAGGUUCCUCAGGGAUUUGCUCGCCGGCGUUGAUCCAUGA